Molecule: messenger RNA, 2925 nt
Organism: Salvelinus sp. IW2-2015
Lineage: Eukaryota; Metazoa; Chordata; Actinopteri; Salmoniformes; Salmonidae
Product: transducin-like enhancer protein 1
Biological process (GO): regulation of DNA-templated transcription; negative regulation of canonical Wnt signaling pathway
Cellular component (GO): nucleus; transcription regulator complex
Molecular function (GO): protein binding; transcription corepressor activity
Source: RefSeq, a predicted model, not a curated record
AGUGUGAAACCGCGUGAGAAAGUUGCCAUUGGGGUAAAGCGAGGCUUGACGCUACAUUGUUGAGUUGAUAGUGGGAGUUAUUAUCAAAACUAACAACAUUUUCCCCGUACGAAACCUUUCUUUAGACUGRAGUAUUUUCCAAUCUUACGUUUCAUCGAGUACAGGCUAUUAUUCGGAUAACGAAUAGUAAUUUAUGUUGAGCAUUCACCACAAGCGACCACGGCAAGUCAAGUGGGAACUCUUCAUUACAAUUAACUUAUGUGGAUUUGUUCUAGUAACCUACGCUUUUUUCCCUGAGCGCGUUGUGGUCUUGGCUCUGUUGACUACAACUGGAGUUUCGGCUAUUCGGAUAUUUCUGCGUGGACAGGAUCACACAGCCUACAACAGAGGAAGACCGCUCUUGUUUUUCUCCUCUGGAUGACCGUAUCCCUUGUUUUUACGUUUGAUACAUGGUCGUAUGCUGGAGUAAAGAAAGAGUAUUCUUCCGCGCAUCAGUCGCCGGAGCACCGCUGUUGAGGAGUUGACUGGAGAUCUAGGAGGACAAACGGUCGGACGUUUUGUGUCAAUUUACGGCCAGUCUCGGAAGGACCUAGGAUGCAUUUAUCGUAAGGUGGAGCAUCCCCACAACGGUCCCUAUUUUGAUACCAGACUGUUUUUUAGGAAGAGGACGUCUGCGGAGGUAGAACGAUGUUCCCCCAGGGUCGACACCCGACGCCCCACCAGGCCCCGGGCCAACCUUUCAAAUUCACCAUUCCAGAGUCACUGGACCGCAUCAAAGAGGAGUUCCAGUUCCUCCAAGCCCAGUACCACAGUUUGAAACUGGAGUGUGAGAAGCUGGCCAGUGAGAAGACAGAGAUGCAGAGGCACUAUGUUAUGUACUAUGAAAUGUCUUAUGGGCUGAACAUUGAAAUGCAUAAACAGACAGAGAUUGCCAAAAGGCUCAACACCAUCUGUGCACAAGUCAUCCCCUUCCUCUCACAGGAGCACCAGCAGCAGGUGGUCCAAGCGGUAGAGAGAGCCAAGCAGGUCACCAUGGCUGAACUCAACGCCAUCAUUGGGGUACGGGGACUUCCCGGCCUACCAUCCACUCAGCAGCACCUGUCCCACGCGCACAGCUCCCAUGUCCCGCUCACCCCCCACCCCGCGGGGCUCCACCCGGCCCAUUUGGGGGGAGGGGCCAGUCUGCUCGCCCUGUCCAGUGCCCUGGGGGUGCCGCCACCCCACCUGGCCAGCAAAGAGGACAGGAAACACCCAGUGGAGGCCGAGCACCUGAGAGAGAGAGAGCCAAGCACAAGUAAUACCCUGCUGGUUGCUGACAGUUUGCGUAACUCAGACAAGCGGCGCAACGGACCAGAAUUUGCCAACGACACCAAGAAGAGAAAAGUGGAGGACAAGGACUCCAGUCAUUAUGAUAGUGAUGGGGAGAAGAGUGAUGACAACCUGGUGGUGGAUGUCUCCAAUGAGGACCCUGCCUCCCCACAUGGUACGCGCCUGCCAUCCCCCAGGGAGAACGGGCUGGACAAGACACGUCUCCUGAAGAAGGACCCCUCCUGUAGCCCUGCCUCCACAGCCUCAUCUGCAAGCUCCUCCUCCCUCAAGUCCAAAGAGAUGGGAAUGCGUGAUAAGCCGGGUACGCCUGGGCUGAAGUCGAGCACACCUACUCCCAGAGGAGACUCCACCCCCGGACCCAGCGCCACUCCCAGUCUCCGGCCAAGCCUAGUCAAGCCCCCCUCCAUGGAGCUACCUCACCCACCUACUCUUGUGUACCCCUCAGCUGCUGGUCUGCGGACCCCGCUGGCGGUGCCUGGGUCGUACCCUGGGCCUUUCGGAAUGCUGCCCCACGCCACCAUGAACGGGGAGCUGGCGGGCGCAGCCUACGCCGGCCUCCACAACAUGUCCCCUCAGAUGAGUGCUGCGGCUGCUGCCGCCGUGGCCGCAUACGGACGCUCCCCUAUGGUGGGCUUUGACCCUCAUCCUCACAUGAGAGUGCCUGGAAUGCCCCCCAGCUUAUCAGGCAUCCCUGGAGGCAAACCGGCCUACUCUUUCCACGUUAGCGCCGAUGGACAGAUGCAGCCGGUGCCCUUCCCUCCGGAUGCCCUAGUGGGCCCGGGCAUCCCACGCCAUGCUCGCCAGAUCAACACUCUGAGCCACGGCGAGGUGGUGUGUGCCGUCACCAUCAGUAAUCCCACGCGCCACGUCUACACGGGCGGCAAGGGCUGCGUCAAGGUCUGGGACAUCAGUCACCCUGGCAACAAGAGUCCCGUGUCCCAACUGGACUGCCUGAACCGAGACAACUACAUCCGCUCGUGCCGGCUGCUUCCCGACGGCCGGACGCUCAUCGUGGGGGGCGAGGCCAGCACGCUGUCAAUCUGGGACCUGGCCACGCCCACCCCGCGCAUCAAGGCGGAGCUGACCUCCUCUGCCCCCGCCUGCUACGCCCUGGCCAUCUCCCCCGACUCCAAGGUUUGCUUUUCCUGCUGCAGCGACGGGAACAUCGCCGUCUGGGACCUGCACAACCAGACCCUGGUUAGGCAGUUCCAGGGCCACACAGACGGAGCCAGCUGUAUUGACAUCUCCAAUGAUGGGACCAAGCUGUGGACAGGGGGGCUGGACAACACAGUCCGAUCCUGGGACCUAAGGGAGGGACGCCAGCUGCAGCAGCACGACUUCACCUCACAGAUCUUCUCUCUGGGCUACUGUCCGACGGGAGAGUGGCUGGCGGUGGGGAUGGAGAGCAGUAAUGUAGAGGUGCUCCAUGUCACCAAGCCAGACAAGUACCAGCUGCACCUUCACGAGAGCUGUGUGCUCUCCCUCCAGUUUGCCUCAUGUGGUAAAUGGUUUGUGAGCACAGGAAGGAUAACCUGCUGAACGCGUGGAGGACACCGUACGGAGCCAGUAUAUUCCAGUCGAAGGAGUCUCUCGGUG